Molecule: messenger RNA, 759 nt
Organism: Babjeviella inositovora NRRL Y-12698
Lineage: Eukaryota; Fungi; Ascomycota; Pichiomycetes; Serinales
Exons: 1
Coding region: 282-665 (127 amino acids)
Source: RefSeq, a predicted model, not a curated record
AGAUAGGGCAACCCCUCUUUUUUCCGGAAUUGAUGGAGGGGGUGUAUGUUGUGAGCCCUGGUAGGCCGGCUGCCCGGAACGAAGUUCCCGAUUGCACCAAGAACGGUGACGGCGAGACUUGUAACGGAGCUGAUGACAAUAUUGAAAUAUAAAAAAAUAUUGAAAGUAUACAAUGGUUUGGGGUAUACAUUUAGGUGAUUAUUUAUAGUGUAAGUCUCGUUAGUUUAUCCCCCUACAGCGUGAGUCUGGCACAAACUCUGGGGUAGAGCCUCAGCCUCCGAAUGUGCAUAAGAAAAGUGGCAACUUCGGAGUCUUCAGGGUUGGCCUUGAUUACGGGAGAAAGAAAGAUAAAACGGUGUAUGAAUUUGGUAUCGAACGAUAAAAAGGGCCCGAUGCUGUGCCUUCUUCCUGGAAAUACCUUGAUAGCAAGUCUUGGAAAGGGUUAUAGUAAAUUUUGCUGUUGUUAUCGUGAAUAUGUUUGCACAUGUUCACACAUGCUUGCAUUUAUGCGAAACUACGGCGGAAUUUGGCAGCCCUUCAGGGGAAAGAGGGCCGGAAGUAAUGCAAACUCAAAGACGACUCUGAGGUGGUAUACCCGACAUAAAUUGUGUUUAGACCUGAAUUUGGAAUCAAAGAGAUAUAUACAAAUGAUAGUGUUCAGGUGAGACCUAGCGGAGUUUGAGCUUGACAUGUAUAUCGUGAGGUCCACCCAUCGUGCCAUAUGCUCUAGCACCCUCCAAAAAGUAACAGAAUUGCCAA